GCGCGGCCAUUAUCAUCGGCCUCAGCCAGGUGAAGUAUUUCCUCGGCUACGACCUGCCGAAGUCCCAGGUCGUCUACGUUACGGUCCACAACAUCAUCCUGAGGUUGGGAGAGACGAACGGGAUGACGCUGUUCCUUGGCCUCACUUGGUUCAUCUACCUCUACGGGAACAAGCAGCUCGCGAAGAAGUACAAGCUCUCCCUGAUGGGCGCGAUGGGGCCCCUCAUCAGCUGUGUCGUCGGCAUCCUGCUGCUGUGGCUCGUCGAGCCGCUGCGGCACGACUUCCACGUGAAGUACAUCGGCUCCAUCCCGUCCGGCUUCCCCCCGAUGAGCAUCCACCUCUGGGACCUCGGGAAG
Prorocentrum cordatum is the source of this 356-nucleotide messenger RNA. Lineage: Eukaryota; Dinophyceae; Prorocentrales; Prorocentraceae. The record is from the annotation of a GenBank genome assembly.